This is a messenger RNA of Portunus trituberculatus (swimming crab), 648 nucleotides long. RefSeq names its product histone H2A-like. The record is from RefSeq and is a predicted model, not a curated record. Gene Ontology annotation, molecular function: DNA binding; protein heterodimerization activity; structural constituent of chromatin. Lineage: Eukaryota; Metazoa; Arthropoda; Malacostraca; Decapoda; Portunidae. The coding region runs from base 228 to 584 and encodes 118 amino acids. Gene Ontology annotation, cellular component: nucleosome. The transcript has a single exon.
UUUAUGUAAGCAAUCCUGCUCAGGAUCGCGAGUCGCCGCGAGAGCCAGCCUCCCGGUUGGGCGUUACGUGUUACGCGCUGAUCCGAUCUUCCUUUUAUAUAGAGGAAACGAGCCCGCCGAAGAACAGAUAACGCACAACACACCGACUCGCUCCCGCAGCUGACGGAGUGUUACUUGCUAAUAAUACCACUACUACUUGUUAAUCCCACCUACUACCACUACUCGCCAUGUCCGGACGCGGCAAAGGAGGAAAGGUGAAGGGAAAGUCAAAGUCCCGUUCCAGCCGUGCUGGACUCCAGUUCCCGGUCGGCAGGAUUCAUCGCCUCCUGAGGAAGGGCAACUACGCCGAGCGAGUGGGGGCUGGCGCCCCCGUGUACCUUGCAGCGGUCAUGAACUACAUCGAGCUUGCCGGCAACGCCGCCCGCGACAACAAGAAGACUCGCAUCAUCCCACGUCACCUGCAGCUGGCCAUCCGGAACGACGAGGAACUUAACAAGCUCCUCUCCGGGGUCACCAUUGCACAGGGUGGCGUGCUGCCAAACAUUCAGGCUGUGCUCCUUCCCAAGAAGACCGAGAAGAAGUAAAUCCCUCUCCUCCUCAAUAUCAUCACCAACAAGUAUAUAUAUCCGGCUCCUCUUCGGAGCCACA